Myotis brandtii (Brandt's bat) is the source of this 1405-nucleotide messenger RNA. RefSeq names its product cyclin-D-binding Myb-like transcription factor 1. NCBI's taxonomy places the organism in Eukaryota, Metazoa, Chordata, Mammalia, Chiroptera, Vespertilionidae. Gene Ontology annotation, biological process: regulation of transcription by RNA polymerase II. The coding region runs from base 53 to 1009 and encodes 318 amino acids. The record is from RefSeq and is a predicted model, not a curated record. The transcript has a single exon. Gene Ontology annotation, molecular function: DNA-binding transcription factor activity, RNA polymerase II-specific; RNA polymerase II cis-regulatory region sequence-specific DNA binding. Gene Ontology annotation, cellular component: nucleus.
AAUUAUUCCUUUCCUUGCAGUUUCAGAAAAUGAUCAGAGCUUUGAGGUGACCAUGACUGCAACCACAGAGGUGGCAGAUGAUGAGAUUACUGAGGGAACUGUGACACAGAUCCAGAUUCUACAGAAUGAGCAACUAGAUGAAAUAUCUCCCUUGGGUAAUGAGGAAGUUUCAGCAGUUAGCCAAGCAUGGUUUACAACUAAAGAAGAUAAGGAUUCUCUGACUAACAAAGGACAUAAAUGGAAGCAGGGGAUGUGGUCCAAGGAAGAAAUUGGUAUUUUGAUGAAUAAUAUUGAACGCUACCUGAAGGCACGCGGAAUAAAAGAUGCUACAGAAGUCAUCUUUGAGAUGUCAAAAGACGAAAGAAAAGAUUUCUACAGGACUAUAGCAUGGGGUCUGAACCGGCCUUUGUUUGCAGUUUAUAGAAGAGUACUUCGCAUGUAUGAUGACAGAAACCAUGUGGGAAAAUAUACACCUGAAGAAAUUGAAAAGCUGAAGGAGCUCCGGAUAAAGCAUGGCAAUGACUGGGCAACAAUAGGGGCGGCGCUAGGAAGAAGUGCAUCUUCCGUCAAAGAUCGGUGCCGACUGAUGAAGGAUACUUGCAACACAGGGAAGUGGACCGAAGAAGAAGAAAAGAGACUUGCAGAGGUGGUUCAUGAAUUGACCAGCACUGAGCCAGGUGACAUCGUCACACAGGGUGUGUCUUGGGCAGCUGUGGCAGAACGAGUGGGUACCCGCUCAGAAAAGCAGUGUCGUUCUAAAUGGCUCAACUACCUGAACUGGAAGCAGAGUGGAGGUACUGAGUGGACCAAGGAAGAUAAAAUCAAUCUCAUCCUCAGGAUAGCAGAGCUUGAUGCAGCUGAUGAAAAUGACAUAAACUGGGAUCUGUUAGCAGAGGGAUGGAGCAGUGUUCGUUCACCACAGUGGCUUCGAAGUAAAUGGUGGACCAUCAAAAGGCAAAUUGCAAACCAUAAAGAUGUUUCAUUCCCUGGUAAUGUAUUUCUUGCUUAAGUCCCUUGUCUUAACCAUAUUUGCUCCUCGUGAGUUAGAGGUUAGAAGUUCUUUGUCUCAGCUAAAAAGAUAUGAGAUAUAGAUUUUCACUUAAAUCUCUGAUGCCCUAUUUCUUGGAAAACAAGAGUUGAUGUGAUUUGUACUUUCAAGGCACCUAAGAUAAAAAUAUACACAUUUAUACACAUUCUUGUUUUCACAUAAACUAUGAAGAGGAACUAAAUUGUAUAUAUUUUCAUUGUGUACAAAGAUGAAUUUCUGAAAACUGAAGUUUAAUCCACUUUUCUGAGUUGAAUAAUUUUAUAUAUCUUAACUUUUGUUAUGAAAUUCUGUGAUAAAUUAUUUUGUACAACAAUAGCUCUGUGAUGAACAAGAAUAGAUCGAUCUGGAGACAAAUGG